Molecule: messenger RNA, 716 nt
Organism: Solanum verrucosum
Lineage: Eukaryota; Viridiplantae; Streptophyta; Magnoliopsida; Solanales; Solanaceae
Product: 36.4 kDa proline-rich protein-like
Exons: 1
Coding region: 39-452 (137 amino acids)
Source: RefSeq, a predicted model, not a curated record
AUCCUAAUUUCCUCCCAACAACCAAAACAAAUAUACAAAUGGAGUCUUCAAAGGCCAAAAUAACAACUCUUUUUUUCAUCUUCAUGUUACUCAUUUCUUCACUAACUCCUAUUCUUGGUUGUGGUCAUUGCAAAAAACACAAGAAAAAGCCCAUUAUAAUUAGUCCACCACCUCCAAUAGAGGUACCUACUACUUCUUGCCCAAUUGAUACUAUUAAGCUUGGGGCUUGUGUGGAUCUUCUUGGUGGGCUUGUUCAUAUUGGGCUUGGUAAUCCUGUUGUUAAUGAAUGUUGUCCAAUUAUUGAAGGGCUUGUGGAAAUUGAAGCUGCUGUUUGUCUUUGUACAACUCUUAAGCUUAAGCUUUUGAAUCUUAACCUUUAUGUCCCUUUGGCACUUCAAUUGCUUCUUACUUGUGGAAAGACUCCACCUCCUGGCUACACUUGCUCUUUGUAGAUUUUUUAAGUUAACUAUGCAAUUUCUUGUACUACUUUUUGAUGUAGAAAUAGCGUUUACUAGCCACUUUUCGGUGUUGUUUUUGAAGAAUAGUCAUUGUUAUAAAACUAUGUGUAGAUUUUGAGUUAAGGAUACAAUUUCUUGUACCACUUUUAAGGUAGACAUAGUGUUAUUUGGCAACUUUUCGGUAAUGUCUUUGAAAAAUAGUCAUUAUCGUAAAGCUUUUAAUUUGUAGACUUUGAGUUAAGUAUGAAAUUUCUUGUA